GUUGUUUCAUGGUAAAAAAUGGCGGAUAAUGGCGGUGGCUUUUAAAAAUAAGACAAAUGGAAAUUACAUAAAAAAGACCGGUGUCCAGAGAAUAAAAAUUGAUAAAAAUCAUUGUACAAUCAUCAGUAAGUGAAGCAGACUUUAUUGAUAUAAGUUUUAUCUCCGGAGACAUCGUUCCGUCGUAGUGUACCUACUCCUUUAUUCAGUUUAUAUGUCAGCUAUGGAAUUUAAAGUUGAAAUUAAGGAAGAGGUUGUUGGAUAUAACCAAAAAGAUAUAGAGAGUCAGUUGUCCACAUCAAUAGAUCUGGAACACUUCAAAAAUGAAUCAGAAGAUAACCCAGAAAUGGUACUAAAAGCUAGAAUUAAGGAAGAGUUUGCUGAAGGUAGUCAAGAAUAUAUAAAGAGCGAACUAUCUACAUCCCCAAAUUUUGAAGACUUUAUUAACCUUCCGCAGAUAACGUGAAACAUUUUAAAAUUUUUGAUAACGUCGGUCUAACAAACCGACUUUUUCUAAAAUUAAAAAAAAAUAGAAAUUUAGCUGUAGGUGAUAAAUAUUUGUAAUAAUAUAAUUGUGUAUAUUAUUCUCUAUACAAAUAUAUAAAAUUUAUAAUUUUUUUGUUAUUUUAAUAAUUUUAAGGAGAUAUUAAAAAAAAGUGUCAUUUUUUAUGAACAGUCUUUUAAUAAAAUCAAAAUAAUUAUAACAAAAAAAAAAUAAAUUCUGGUUUCACUAAAACAUAAAUCAGUUACUUGUAUGUUAAUAAACAGAGAAAAUAAAAUUUUACUCUCAAAAUUUUCACAGAUCACUGAAACUAUUCCAAAUUUUGGGCACCAUAAUUUUCAAAACAAUGCCUGGAUAUUUUCGCCACCUUGUAGUUCCAUCUUUACCGAUAAGGCAGGUAUUCUUGAAGUACAAGCGGUUUCUUCAAGAAUAGGUAAGUUUUGUUGAUUUUCAAACUCCUCUUCAGAGUAUAUAUCCUCAAUAGUUUCUAUAAUAUGGUCGUCUAUCAAACUCACAUCAUCAUCAUCUGGUUCUGCCUCUGAAUCAUUUAAAACUUCCCCAUGAAGCCGCAACAGCCAUUCUUGUUCCCUCUCGUAAUUCAUUAGAAACGUAUGCCCUAAAAUAUAAUAUAAAUCAAUACCGCAAACAAAAAAUCAAAAAAAUUAGUCUUACCUCAAAAUGUAACGGCAACUAUAACGUCGGUUUGUGGGACCGAAUCGUGUAUAAUACUGAAAAUUCUUAUUAAACGAUACACGCUGUCCACUUGCUAAACUAUAACUGAAUAGAUACAAGCACGUUCGAAAGGUACUAUGAGGUGCAGAUUGAAAUAAAAAUUAGCAGCGCUUAAACCGCGAAAAUUUAAAUCAGUCGGUGCGAGAGACAUAACGUUAUCAGCCGAAGGUUAAUGAAUCCCAUGAAGGUAACUCAGGUUUUUCUCAGAACAGAAUAGAAAUCAUGAAAACUGAACUUGCGUGCACUACAGAACAAAAAAUAAGUGGAAAUACUGAAAAAAGAACAUCAAAAAAAUCAAAAAUUUUAAAAUGUAAAAUUUGUUUUAAGCAAUAUAACCAUGGAGAUUCUUUAAAACUACAUAUAAAAACGCACUCUGGAGAGCUUUACAAGUGCGAAAUUUGUUUUAAGCAAUUUUUUUUUAAAAGUAAUUUAAAAACACAUUUGAUGGUGCACACUGGGGAAAAACCUUUCAAGUGUGAAAUUUGUUGUAAGCAGUUCAGACAUAGAAGUACUUUGUAUAAACAUACCAAAGUUCACACUGGAGAAAAGCCUUAUAAGUGUCAAGUUUGUUUUAAACAAUUCAGAUAUAAAAGUUCUUUGGAUGAACAUACGAAAGUUCACACUGGAGUAAAGCCUUACAAGUGUGAAAUUUGUUUUAAACGGUUUGGUCAAACAAGUGGUUUGAAAACACAUUUAAAAGUGCACACUGGAGAAAAACCUUUCAAGUGUAAAAUUUGUUUUAAGGUGUUUAGUAAAACGAGUAAUUUGAAAUCACAUUUGAGAUCUCACACUGGGGAAAGGCCUUACAAGUGUACAAUUUGUUUUAAGCAGUUCGGACAUAAAAGUGGUUUGGAUGAACAUACCAAAGUUCACACUGGAGAAAAGCCUUAUAAGUGUGAAAUUUGUUUUAAGCAUUUCAGACAUAAAAGUACUUUGGAUGAACAUACCAAAGUUCACACUGGAGAAAAGCUUUACAAGUGUGAAAUUUGUUUUAAACAGUUCAUACGUAAAAGUUCUUUGGGUGGCCAUAUGAAAGUUCACACUGGAGAAAAACCUUAUAAGUGUGAAAUUUGUUUUAAGGUGUUUAGUAAAACAAGUAAUUUGAAAACACAUUUAAGACUGCACACUGGGGAAGCGCCUUAUAAGUGUGAAAUUUGUUUUAAAGAAUUUAAUCAAACAAGUAAUCUGAAAGCACAUUUGAAAGUUCACACUGGAGAAAAAAAAUAUAAGUGUGAAAUUUGUUUUAAGGUGUUUAGUAAAACGGAUAAUUUGAAAACACAUUUGAGACUGCACACUGGGGAAACGCCUUACAAAUGUGAAAUUUGUUUUAAAAAGUUCAGAUAUAAAAGUAAUUUCGAUGAACAUACGAAACUGCACACUGGAGAAAAGCCUUACAAGUGUGAAAUUUGUUUUAAAGAGUUCAGUGAAAUAAGGUAUUUGAAAACACAUUUGAGAGUGCACACCGGGGAAAAGCCUUACAAGUGUGAAAUUUGUUUUAAGCAGUUUAAACAUAAACGUUCUUUGGGUGAACAUUCAAAAGUUCACACUGGAGAAAAGCCUUAUAAGUGUGAAAUUUGUUUUAAACAGUUUGGUCAAACAAGUGAUUUGAAAACACAUUUAAAAAUGCACACUGGAGAAAACCAAUUCAAGUGUGAAAUUUGUUUGAAGGUGUUUAGUAAAAUGGCUAAUUUAAAAUCACAUUUGAGUUUGCACACUGGGGACAGGCCUUACAAGUGUAAAAUUUGUUUUAAGCAUUUCGGACAUAAAAGUGCUUUGGAUGAACAUACCAAAGUUCACACUGGAGAAAAGCCUUAUAAGUGUGAAAUUUGUUUUAAACAGUUCGUACGUAAAAGUUCUUUGGGUGAACAUAUGAAAGUUCACAGUGGAGAAAAGCCUUACAAGUGUGAAAUUUGUUUGAAGGUGUUUAGUAAAACAAGUAAUUUGAAAACACAUUUAAGACUGCACACUGGGGAAACGCCGUACAAGUGUGAAGUUUGUUUUAAAGAAUUUAAUCAAACAAGCAAUUUGAAUACACAUUUGAAAGUUCACACUGAAAAAAAAAAAUUACAAGUGUGAAAUUUGUUUUAAGGUGUUUAGUAAAAUGGAUAAUUUGAAAAAACAUUUGAGACUGCACACAGGGGAAACGCCGUACAAAUGUGAAAUUUGUUGUAAACAGUUCAGAUAUAAAAGUUCUUUCGAUGAACAUACGAAAGUUCACAAUGGAGAAAAGUUGUAAGCAGUUUACACAAACAGGUCAUUUGAAAUUAAAGAAUACACACUGGAGAAAAGUGCAUACUGGAGAUCAACAUAACAUUGCUAUUGUUUUACACAAAGAUAUGAAAUUGCUCACUUUAUAAACUUUAAUGCAACAAAAAUAAAUUUUUGGUUAUCUAUAACUGAUAUUUUUACGAUCUGGAGGAGCUUUUUUUGUAAUUUAGAAAAUUGUCAAAGUUGUGGUAAAAAGUAUUAAUUGUAGACUUUAAGUACUGAUAAAUACACACACACUAGUGAUGUAACGAAUAUUCGCAUUCGCGAAUAUUCGCAUAUUUUUGCAUAUUCGCAUUCGCAAAAUUUGUGCGAAUGUUUUGCGAAUAUUACACAGCUUGCAUUUAGCUCGUUCAGUAUCGAAAAGUGGUGAAAAAUAAGUCCAUAUUUCACUAUAAUUUGAUUUACUCAUAGUAAUAAAUCGCUAAUCACACUUUAACUAGAAAUUCACUUGUAUUUGUGCACGAGCAGAGCAGGGCAAGUGGAGUGACUUGUGUCCCGUGAAAUUUUUAUUGGAACUAUAACCAGAGAACAAAGUUCUCUGCUAUAACUUUCUCUCUAUAACAAGUCAAAUUUGAUUAUAACAAGAGAAAAUAAGAUCGAAAAACGUGCUUUCUACUUUUUUGGCCCGGACGUGACUAUAAAUAAAUACCUUUUUAAACGACCCCUCAAUAAACUUAACCGCCUACAAUAAACUUCUUUACAAUAAAUACAACUGUUUCACAUCUUUACUUUAGCAAAUAUGAUAGAAUGAUACUGGACAAUUUAAAGCAGUUAAAAAUGACAGACUUUUUCCAAUUGCCUACACACCUCGCGCAAAUGAGACUGCCGGCAGUGCCGGAGACAAUUAAAAUUACC
Diabrotica balteata is the source of this 4354-nucleotide messenger RNA. The record is from the annotation of a GenBank genome assembly. NCBI's taxonomy places the organism in Eukaryota, Metazoa, Arthropoda, Insecta, Coleoptera, Chrysomelidae.